Messenger RNA from Xenopus laevis (African clawed frog), 2212 nucleotides. RefSeq names its product Ras converting CAAX endopeptidase 1 S homeolog (gene rce1.S). The record is from RefSeq and is marked provisional. Gene Ontology annotation, cellular component: endoplasmic reticulum membrane. Gene Ontology annotation, biological process: CAAX-box protein processing; CAAX-box protein maturation. NCBI's taxonomy places the organism in Eukaryota, Metazoa, Chordata, Amphibia, Anura, Pipidae. Gene Ontology annotation, molecular function: endopeptidase activity; metalloendopeptidase activity.
UGUCCGUGGUGGUUGUCAGUGUCAGCAAGACUCGCCUCCGCUCCCAGCAGUGAACAAGUCUGACCAAUGAUACAGCGCAAUGACGUUUAUCAGGUGAACACAUCUCAUUAUGCCUUAUUUGACCAGUUUUGGCAAAGAGGAAUAACCGCCUACGAGUGAAGGAACGGUGACUACAGUGUGCCAACAUUUUGAAGCCAGCAGGCUUACCCAGGAAGAAGGAACCAAAAAGUGUAAUGGCCAUGUCUGGAGCUCAUGGAGGGGACUCGGGACCUGGUCUGUGUGGUGUGUCUGUAUUCUGCUGCUUGACCUUGGCCUGCUCAUAUGUGGGCAGCUUAUACGUGUGGAAAAGUGAGCUUCCCAGGGAUCACCCAGCGGUUAUAAAGAAGAGAUUCACCAGUGUAUUAAUUGUGUCCUUGCUUUCUCCUCUUUUCCUGUCUUUGUGGAAAGAAAUGACAGGUGUCAAGACAGAUGCACCCCUUCUUUCCCUCAUGGGUUUCCGCAUAGAGGGAAUGAUUACAGCAGCCAUAUUGCCCUUACUACUAACUAUGGUAUUAUUUCUUGGCCCACUUGUUCAGCUUUCCCUUGAUUGCCCUUGGGAUUUCCUUGAUGGUCUAAAAGUAGGUUUUGAUCCAAGAUUCUGGAUGCUUUGCGGGACAGAUAUGCGCUGGCUGCGCAACCAAGUGAUCGCCCCAUUAACAGAAGAGUUGGUGUUUAGGGCAUGCAUGCUUCCUAUGUUAGUUCCAUGUACUGGUCCGGGGCCUGCAAUUUUUACAUGCCCUCUCUUCUUUGGUAUUGCACAUUUUCAUCAUGUCAUUGAACAGCUUAGAUUUCGUCAGGCAACAGUCCUAAGUAUCUUUCUUUCUGCUGUUUUUCAGUUUUCAUAUACUGCAGUGUUUGGGGCCUAUACAGCAUUUAUCUUUAUGAGAACAGGUCACCUUAUAGGUCCUGUUCUCUGCCAUUCUUUCUGCAAUUACAUUGGUUUUCCAGCUAUAUUUGGAGCAUUAGAACACCCUCAACGUUUUACAAUUAUUCUUUUCUAUUUUCUCGGCGUAGUGCUAUUCAUACUGCUGCUAUAUCCUAUGACUGAGCCUACAUUGUAUGGAGACAUACCCAUCUGUAAAUUGCUGGAUGUACAAUCCACAGAAUACAGAUCCCUUUGCUCUUGACAGCACCAGCAAAAUGAUUGUUGCCUCAUCUAAAAAAAAUGUUCAUCAUCCAAUCUACCAGAUUUGCUGCAAACUGCUAUUGUGAGUCCAAAAGAGUUCACGUUCCUCUCUGGACCAUUGAAUCUUCACCUUUCACAAUAAGAGAAGAAUGACUUGGGCUUGCUGAACAUAUUUAAGAUCAGUAUCCUCGUCAAUGUAAAUAAGAGCAUUUUUUCUGGUCAGUAUCUUGAGAGAGAUCAUUUAUAACAUGGUACUUUUACUAAAACUCUUCUAGGUGGUUGGUUCUCAUAUUGAGCUUUCACAUUAAGCUGUGUUUUAAAUACUAUUGUUCUUUUGGCACCAAGUUGAAUAUAUUUUUGGAUGCAAAAAAAAACUCCAUAGUUGUAUAUUUUUCUAUUCUUGGUGUGGACCCAAAAUUAAAUUAUUUUCAUCCUAGCGGGAAAUAGUGAAUAUUUUAUUGCAUAGCUUGAAAUACCUGAAUUGUAUUGGAGUCCAUUAUAACUGCCAUUCAGGUUUUCAUUUUGUAGCCACGGGAUGAAUUGCUAUUUUGAGUAUUUUGGAAGAAUAUUUAUAUUGAGAGUAUAGAUGUAAAAAUACUAUAACUUUUAUGCAAGGCAGUCAAGCUGUUAUCCUAUAUGGGUCGCCAAGGAGGAAAUAAUGCUGCUUUUCUUGGGAGGAUAAUGUUUAGUUUUUUUUUUAUCACCUUGUUAAUGUUUUGGGAAUGUUAUUGUUGAAAAUCAUUUUUUAAUCCUACAACUGACCCCCUCUGAAGCGAAAUGAUCUGAUUUCACAGGCAUUGGUGAGAAAUAUGGCCCUUUGUAAUCUACUUUCUCAUAAUAUAGUCAGCCAGCUGUUUAUUCCAAUCACCGUCCAUCUGAAUGGCCCACAUGUAGCAGUCAUCUCUUAUUUGGAUUAACUGACAAUGCAUCCAUCUUUGGUUUCUAUGCUGGGACAUGUGACUACUCAUAUAGAUUUAACUUACAUAAUGUAAUUGUUGUGAAUAUUUUAUUCUCCUAUUUUGAAAUGAAGGGAAAUUGCAGCUAAAA